AUGACAACUCCGACGAGUCUCAGCGGACCGUCUCGGUCGCUCUCCGUCUCCUCUUCUUCUUCCUCUUCUUCCUCUUCUUCCUCUCUGUCGUCUUCUCUCUCUUCUUCGGCUCCGCAGCGAGGUCGCCGCCGGAACUACGGAUACGGUAGCUGUCGCUCAAUAUCUGAUUUUGAGAUAAAGCAAGUCAUCGGCGAAGGCACCUACGGGCGCGUCUGGAAAGCGUACGACAAGCGCAACGAUGCAGUCGUUGCGAUCAAACAGAUGUGCCUGCUGCAGCAGCAGAGUGCGCGAGAAGGCUUUCCACGCACCGCUGUGCGCGAGAUACGUCUGCUCAAGCAACUGCAACACCCCAACGUCGUGGAGCUGAUGGAAGUCGUGUGCGGUCCGGACUUGACAAAAGCGAAGGGCACGAAGGAGGGCUCGACGCAGCCUUAUUCAGGCAAUAACUCCGUUUACCUCGUUUUUGAGCACUGCGAGCGCGACCUCGGCGUCCUUCUCGACUCACGCACGCAGCCCUUUUGUGCGAGUGAAAUCAAACACAUCAUGCGGCAGCUGCUGCAGGCACUGCAUCAUCUCCACUCCAACUUUGUGAUUCACCGAGACGUCAAACUCUCCAACAUCCUCAUCAGCUCAAACGGGUCGAUAAAGCUCGCAGACUUUGGGCUCACGAGAACUUUCGCGGAGCCUGGCUGCACAAUGACGGAUGGAGUGGUAACGCUGUGGUACCGCGCCCCCGAGCUGCUCUUCGGCGCGUCGACGUACAACGAGAAAAUCGAUCUCUGGGCCGUCGGAUGCAUCUUCGGCGAGCUCUUGGCGAACAAUCCCUUCCUGCCGGGGAAAACUGAGCAAGAACAAGUCCAUUUGAUGUGUGCGCUGCUAGGCGCCCCUGACGAACAGCAGUGGCCGGGCGUCACGCAGCUUCCAGGCUGGGGCACGCUGAAGCCCCCGCCCAAUCAGAAGCGCUCGACGUCGCUGCGUGAGCUCUUUCCUAAGGAGAGCGCCAACUGCGUCGACUUGCUCAGCCGCCUUCUCAUCUACGAUCCUGCGAAGCGCAUCUCCGCCAGGGACGCGCUGCUUCAUCCCUACUUCACCGAUCAGCCGGCGAUGAGCUGUGUGCGCCUGCUGUCUAGCAACACCCAGCUCACCGCGCAGCUGAGGCAGGCCGAGACGCGGCUGAAGCGGCGCAUGGCGCACGCGGGCGUGCCGGCGAACGACCAAGCCGCAGGGAAAGCCGCCUCAGAAAGGGAAAAUCUCAUUUCCGAGGUGAAGCGGGUCCGCAAGGCGUCGAUCUUCGACUGA
Besnoitia besnoiti is the source of this 1299-nucleotide messenger RNA. RefSeq names its product putative cell-cycle-associated protein kinase. Gene Ontology annotation, cellular component: nucleus; cyclin-dependent protein kinase holoenzyme complex. Bases 1 to 1299 code for a protein of 432 amino acids. NCBI's taxonomy places the organism in Eukaryota, Apicomplexa, Conoidasida, Eucoccidiorida, Sarcocystidae. The transcript is spliced from 9 exons. The record is from RefSeq and is a predicted model, not a curated record. Gene Ontology annotation, molecular function: ATP binding; cyclin-dependent protein serine/threonine kinase activity; RNA polymerase II CTD heptapeptide repeat kinase activity. Gene Ontology annotation, biological process: protein phosphorylation; positive regulation of transcription elongation by RNA polymerase II.